CAUAAUAGUAACGGCCAUAUAACGCAACGAUUUCAGAUCUGCGGUUUAUUAUUAUUCCGUUUUUGGAAGUCCAAAGUUUAGUCGUUAUGAUUAUCUACUUCUAUUUUGAAUUAUCAAUUGUCGACUGAAUUCACACCAUGCUGGACAACCGGGACAAAUUGAUUCGCCUUUUGCUGUACUGCUGCCGGGUCCGGUUCCGCAGAUAUCCCGCAUUCUUCUUUCCGGUGUUCGUAUUUCUGCAAACCAUACAGAAAUUCAGUUACGACAUCAAGCUACGAACUGCAUUCUUCCGGGUGGUCCCAAUUCCAAACGUUUUUUUCGAGCAACAUCAGCAGGGCCGUCUUGUACGGUCCGAGCACACGCUGUUUGUAUGCCGGACCGUGUUCAACCAGUACGUUGUGGAGAGAGAAAUAAAUUGGAUUAAUCUGGUCAUAAGAACCGUUGGCAAUGAAUCCAGUCGGCAGAAGAGCGAAGGUGACGGACUGGUGUCAAUUAUUUUAAAUAGGCAGGAAGUAUUGGUACUGUUUCAGAUAUUUCCCCUGGACGGAGUUCCACCGAAUGUGAUAUUUGUUAAAGAGAACCUGUACCACGAACUAAGCGAGCGGUAUAAGUUAGGAGGGAAUGGUUUCGGUGGUAAAUUACAGCGUUUGACAGAGAAGCAACAUCUUCCUCAGGUGGCCACGAAGGCAAACAUUUUCGUGUACAAUACACCUUAUGAUUUAUCCGCGAACAUGGUGGAUUUCAUUAUGGCGAGAUAUUUUGAAACUCCGCAGCUGCUGUACAGAAAUCAUACCUGCCAAAUAGCUCUGAAUGAAAGGUUUUUAGGAAACACGUUCUAUACGAAGAACUUUGCCAUUUUGGCCCAUUUGCGAUCGCUUUAUUUUAAAUGUUUGAACCUUGAGUCGUCGGAAAAUAGUUUUGAGCUGUGCGGGAUCGUGUGCAAAGGUUUGACCAGUUUGCAGCAAACUACGACGUAUAACAACUUUGUUCCCCGACAAAGGCUUGACGAUCUGGUGCUCGUACCUGCCUGUCCAUUUGGGUUAUGGAAAUAUCACAAGGAAUUAAGUGCGUCGCUUUCGGCUUAUCUGAAACAGGAGGACAAUUCCUUGGUAGAUAAUCAGAUUUAUCCUAUAUUUAUGCUGAAAGGCGAGAGAGGAAUAGGGAAAUCAACGGUUCUUCGUGCGGUAGCACAGUCACUAGGUAUGCAGAUAUUCUAUGGAGAUUGCAGUGAUAUUAUGACAUCGAUCUCGUCACAGACCGAGAGCAAACUGAUAUCCGCUUUGAACAAGAGUAAAAUAUGCGAACCGUUGAUAAUCGCUUUGCAGAAUUUUGAAAUCUUCGGUAUAGAUAACGAAGGCCACGAAGAUUUGCGCAUUCUGGCUACGUUCCAGGCGGAACUUCAGUCACUUUUCCGUCGAAAAUAUUUCCACCCGAUCAUCAUUGUCGCAUUGGCAAAUGAUAAGAAUACCGAAAAACAUCGACUGAAUAGUUUAUUUUUGGAUGUAAUAAAUUUCCAAUCACCAACGGCCGAGGAACGAUAUCAGCUUCUGCGGUGGAUAGCUAUCAAAGAGGGGCGUGGAUUACCAUCGGCACAAUCAAGAAAAAUUGCUGACCAAACGCAGGGUUUCAUCUUUGGCGAUCUCAAGUUGCUCUGCGCGAAAGCGCUUACAGUGACUUCCAAAGAAUCAAACUUUGAGAAGGCCCUCGAAGAAAUGCACAAUUCUUUCUCCGACAGUUUGGGUGCACCGAAGGUACCCAAAGUUCUUUGGUCCGAAAUUGGCGGGUUAGCUAAGUUGAAAAGCGAAAUUCAAAACAGUAUAGGUCUUCCCCUGCGCCACAAGAAGCUCAUGGGUAAGAAUCUGCGUCGCUCCGGUAUCCUGUUGUAUGGGCCACCCGGAACGGGUAAAACUCUUAUCGCUAAAGCGGUGGCAACCGAGUGCAAUUUGAGCUUCCUGUCGGUGCAGGGUCCGGAACUGUUGAAUAUGUACGUUGGCCAGAGCGAACAGAAUGUGAGGGAAGUUUUCUCGAGAGCUCGCUCGGCGGCACCCUGCGUGUUAUUCUUGGAUGAACUGGACUCGUUGGCUCCUAAUCGGGGUGUGUCGGGUGAUUCGGGUGGUGUGAUGGACCGCGUGGUUUCGCAGAUGCUUAGCGAAAUGGAUGGGAUUUCGAAAGGAUCCGAGCCGGAUCAACAAAUAUUCAUACUGGCGGCAACGAACCGACCGGACCUGAUAGAUCCUGCCCUGCUGCGACCGGGUCGUUUCGACAAAUUGCUGUAUGUCGGUCCCAGUACAACGGUUGAAGACAAAGAAAGUGUCCUGCAGGCCAUUACCAGCAAAUUCCAUUUAAGCAAAGACCUUACAUUAAGAAAAAUUGCCGAAGGACUCGAGCUGGAUAUGACCGGGGCGGACUUGUACUCGAUCUGUUCUAACGCGUGGCUUAGUGCGGUACGGAGAGCGAUCCGUGGUGCUGAUGAAAGUGUUGAUGAUAGCCUUGGACCGGAUCACGUUGUGGUAAAUGAGAGUGAUUUUAAGAACGCCAUGAAGAAGUUCAUCCCGUCGAUCAAUCCGGCUGACAUGGAAUACUUUAAUAAAUUAAGGAGCAACUUUAGUGUGUAAAUUAAUACCAUAGGUGAUGUGUAAAUAGUUUAUUUUUUUAGUAGACAUUGUUAAAUAGUGUUUGGUUGGAUGAAAUUUUUAGGCUGUUAUAGAAUAUAAUUUAAA
Molecule: messenger RNA, 2720 nt
Organism: Topomyia yanbarensis
Lineage: Eukaryota; Metazoa; Arthropoda; Insecta; Diptera; Culicidae
Gene: Pex6
Product: peroxisomal ATPase PEX6
Exons: 4
Coding region: 138-2615 (825 amino acids)
Biological process (GO): protein import into peroxisome matrix
Cellular component (GO): peroxisomal membrane; cytosol
Molecular function (GO): ATP hydrolysis activity; ATP binding
Source: RefSeq, a predicted model, not a curated record